UCACUCUCAUAUAAACUUUCACUGCUCUGACAAACAAUUUUUCCUAACAUGCAAAAAUCUCCAAAGUGAUAAUAGAUUCAAACAAUAGAUUUCCACCACGAUUAGGGGCGACUUCGCUGUGGUGAGUUCGCCUCCGCGUGGUGAGCUUCUGCGGCUCCAAUGCGUAGGAUGGAGGUAGGAAGACAAUAGGCGCGAAUAGAAGAGCCGCGAAAAGCAAUACUCGGAAAAGCCACCAGAAACCUGAAGUAGUGUAUCGGCUGCGGAUUCGAUAGAGAAAACCCUUAUUUCCAUUGACAACUAGCGGCGCCAGCCAUCCCAACUGCCGCCAUGGCCAGCAAACGGCUGAUGCUUAAUGAGGAGGAAGAAGAGGAUUUGUGCGGUUCCGAGAAUGACGAGCAGAUCCAGGAAAAUCGGUCGGCUAAACGCCACAAGAGCGGAGCGGGGGAGACUCCGAUGCAACGCCUGCUGAAGCGUCACAUCCUCGCCGGAGGAUCUGCGGGCACCACAAUCCUUUCGCCCAUUACAGAGCUAUCGCAGAACAUGCGUUGUACCACCUUGGAUUCAGGGGGCGGAGGAACACCCAAGUCCACCCAGCGAAGCUCCAAGACCCUCAAUCACUUCAACAGCGUAUCAUCCCGUGCCCUGAGCAGCUUCGACAGCGUGUCCUCCAGCUACGAUUCGGGAAACUCACUGGACGACGAGUACUUGGCCAUGUUCGAGCUGGAAGCCGAAGACGAUCCCAAGCUGGGCCUGCCCGGGGACCUGGAGCUACUCAUUAGUGGACAACUAAAGACCCAUCAAUUACCCGACGCUGCGGAGCCUACAACGCGGUCAGUACGUCGCUGUCUAAGCAUGUGCCCAAGUGACCAGCACGACGGAAAGGAGGAGUAUCCAAGCACAGAGACUUUUAACCAUAUAGGCCACAAAUCCCCAGUUCGGAAGCUUCAGAGAAAAACGCUCUCCAUGAACGAUGCGGAAAUUAUGAAUGCUCUGGGCGACGAACCAGAGUUGAUUGGAGAUCUCAGCCGGCCGUGUGCGCUACCUUGCUUGCUCUCCGGCACCCGACACCGUGAUCUGAAGACCAUAUCAAGUGACACUCUGGCCCGUUUGAUGCAGGGUGAUUUUGCCGAGCAGCUGGGCAGCAAGGGAGGGUACCAAAUCAUCGACUGCCGAUAUCCAUACGAAUACCUGGGCGGGCACAUACGCGGAGCCAUGAACCUUUACACCCGAGGACAGAUCCAGGAAGCCUUUCCCAGCUUUGCAGAGCAGCUGCAGCGAACCGAAGAGCGUCGCAUCUACGUAUUCCACUGCGAGUUUUCCUCGGAGCGUGGUCCAAAGUUAUUGCGCUUCCUUCGGAGCAACGACCGCAGUCUGCACGCCCACAACUACCCGACUCUGGACUACCCGGAGUUAUAUCUGCUCCACAACGGUUACAAGGAGUUUUUCGGGCUGCACGCCGAGCUCUGCGAGCCGGAGGGCUAUGUGCCCAUGCUGGCUCCUGACCACAAUGAGGAGUUCCGCUACUUCCGGGCCAAGACCAAGUCCUGGCAAUGUGGAGAAGGCGAGGGCGGUGACAGUGGAAUCGGUGGGGGCGGUGGAGGUGGCUCGCGCUCCCUCAAAAAAUCCCGCUCUCGUCUGGUCUACGCCGAGUGAUAUGUCGAGGAAAAAGCAUCCUCCAACUACCCAAAAACUUUUCUAGGACGCAAAUUUUUAGUUUCGUUCCGUUGCGUUGUCCAAAGUGUCCUUUAGAUUUACUCUACGUUGUAUUCCGUACUUCAGUUUUUUGUUCAGCGUUGUGAGUGUUCAUCGACCGGAAGGGAAAAGGAGAGCCUAAGCAUCGGGAACAGAAACGGAAAGUGAAAGUUGUUCUCUAGUCAGUGAAAGUUAAAAUUUCGAAAUUUCAUAUAGUUUCAUUUUUGUGUUUGGCAUUUUCUGGUUAAGUUAACAGAGUUAUUCAUAUUCAAUUAUAAUUAAAAAUAAAGAAUUAUACAAAUAUGUAAUCAUAAGUCCAACAAAUGAAACCUUUCAAAGAACCUUAUGUUGAUGGAAAAGCCCUUAAGCCCUUUAAGUUUUAUUGUCUCACCAAGUAGAAAGGUGGGGCCUGUUUAAGGACUAAGUCUAGUUUAAGGAAAACAAUAUAGGUUUAAGAAAAGACUUGAAAAUUUGUGAUUAAUCCCCUACCAAUUAUAGGAUAUUCUAUACACAUUAUAUACUUUUAAUUUCACACUCCUCUGCAAAUCGAAUAGUGUAAUGUAUUUUAAUGAAUCAAUAAAACUGUAAGCAAUAUGUGAAUGGGA
Molecule: messenger RNA, 2297 nt
Organism: Drosophila ananassae
Lineage: Eukaryota; Metazoa; Arthropoda; Insecta; Diptera; Drosophilidae
Product: cdc25-like protein phosphatase twine
Exons: 2
Coding region: 328-1653 (441 amino acids)
Biological process (GO): positive regulation of G2/MI transition of meiotic cell cycle; protein dephosphorylation; G2/M transition of mitotic cell cycle
Cellular component (GO): nucleus; cytoplasm
Molecular function (GO): protein tyrosine phosphatase activity
Source: RefSeq, a predicted model, not a curated record